AUGGAUAAUCUCAGAUGCAACAGGCUGACUUGUCGACGAGUACUCACAGAGAAAGCGGUUGUACCGCAACAGGAUCUAGUUGACUGUGCCAACGAAUUGUUCAACGCGUCGAGACUUUGUCCAGCUUGCGACACCUCGCUGACCGAACCAGAUGACGUGGUGGUCUGCUCUCUGCAUCCAUCAAACGACUAUAAAACAUCCGUCCUAUCCGGAUUGAACCCAGCGAUCAUCGUAGAAAUUUGUGGGAGAGCGCUAUCUUUCUGGCAAUAUCAAGUUCACCAAGAACAUUCCUUUCAACAAGCCGUAGUUCGCAAUCUCAACGAGAAGAAUGCGCAGAUCCAGAAGGACCUAAAUAAUGUCGUCCGAGAAGGCUCAUAA
Molecule: messenger RNA, 378 nt
Organism: Phanerochaete carnosa HHB-10118-sp
Lineage: Eukaryota; Fungi; Basidiomycota; Agaricomycetes; Polyporales; Phanerochaetaceae
Exons: 8
Coding region: 1-378 (125 amino acids)
Biological process (GO): reciprocal meiotic recombination
Cellular component (GO): synaptonemal complex
Molecular function (GO): ubiquitin protein ligase activity
Source: RefSeq, a predicted model, not a curated record